Aspergillus nidulans FGSC A4 is the source of this 1223-nucleotide messenger RNA. RefSeq lists its product as uncharacterized. The coding region runs from base 175 to 1107 and encodes 310 amino acids. The transcript is spliced from 4 exons. NCBI's taxonomy places the organism in Eukaryota, Fungi, Ascomycota, Eurotiomycetes, Eurotiales, Aspergillaceae. The record is from RefSeq and is a predicted model, not a curated record.
AAAUUUUGUUUCUGCCUGCCUGGUUCAGCCGAUCUUAUCAGGAGCCACGAUCUGGGCCUACUCUGUAGACAGAGGAGUCGGUUCUGAGAGCUGACGUUGAAUCUCGUUUUCGUCUACGGUAUAGGCGGAGAUAUUUUGCGCUGGACCCUUGCAGCUUCCCGUGGUCCGGAGAAGAUGGCCACUUGGGCAUACCCACCUGCUUCCCCAGAGCGUCUGAAACAGGAAGCCGAUUCUGCUUUGAAACAAGAGCUGGAAUGGCUACUGCGCUCGUUGCAGGAUUCUCUCGCUUCCUUGAGGGAGGGUCUCCAUGAAUGCGCAGCGUUGCUGGCCCCGAAAGAGCCUGGUUCUACCUUGGUAUUAUCGUCAAUGCGAUCCGAGAAUGUAAAGGGCUUUGUGACAAGGGUUGGCACCAAGGUUGUAAAGGGGGAUAUUCAGCUUCGUCUUAGUUCCCUCAGCACAAGAGGCGCUCCCACAACGCGCCUAUGUCUAUCACAGUCUCCUGAAGCGCCAGAACUGGCACUUAGCCAACUGGUGUCGGUCAGGGACUCAGUCCGCCAAUGUCUAGACAUUGUGGAUGUGAGCACUUGGACCGGCGACCCGCUUGACGCGCGCUUCAUAUACAGCCAACUUCAUCUCCUCGGAGAGACUAUUGCUGAAGGGCGGCAAAUGUUGAAGGGUGAGAACGAUAUCGUUCGAGGCAAGUGGUGGGAGACAAGUGCGCCUGACAAUGUGUUCGACCCACCUUUACCACCACAUCUUUCUUUCCACCUGUCAAUUGCAGACUCCGCGCUGGUGCUGUAUCUCAGGACUCUUGAGUCUACAACACAGGCCCACACGCCUACUGCAUUUGCGACAGACAUCUCGUUGACCGGAUUCUCUAUACGUGAUCGACUAUUCGGCUCUCGUGGACCUUCUCAUGACGAGGCUGGAGAUGUGUUCUCGUGGAAGGGAGAUGAAGUCAAAGUCAGGGAGAAAGUACGCGUAGAGAGCCAAGAUCCCAGUCUCAUGGCAGUAAUGGCCAAGUUGAGCGCACUUCACCACGAGGUGAUCAAAUGCAAGACUGCUCUCAAAGUCCUCAUGGGUAGUGAGGACGACACGGAUAUCUAGCUAAGCAUGAUAGGAACCUUUGCCUUCCCUGAACUACUGGAGUCGCUGAAUAUACAAGUAUAAGCUUUUUGCUAUCUAACUCUUGCUUGCCGGUCCUUGCUUAAGCUCUCUAUGCG